GCUGAUCUCCUCAAAAAACAUAAACAAAGUUUAAUAAUAUUAGGAAUGUUUUAGUUGUCAGGUUGCCAGUUUCGAAAGAGUACAAACAACUUUAUAAAAUAAAGUGAAAAAUGUUGCUGGCGGGAAAGCUGUUGGCAGGAGCUUUUCCUCGCAACCCCUUUCGCUUGUUGCACCUCAAACGCAAAGAGGUUUAUAUGGAGUGCUUUCGCAUCCUGGGCGUUCACGAGUCGGCGGAUCAGAACACGGUGCGACAUGCCUACUUGGAUCUGGUGAAGCGGGUGCAUCCGGAUUCCGGGACCGAAGAGGCCAGUGCCGAGCGUUUCCAGCAGGUGGAUGAGGCCUUUCGCGUUUUGCAAGAGAAGUUCGCCAAAGGCAGGCGCAACAUCCAAGAGGAUGAGGAGGAGGCCAUGGAGUUCGACAUCAAGCACACGGCGCCGCAGCACCGACAAUAUCUGUCCAACGAGGGCAUCGGCAUAGGCAAUCCCUUCCAGAGGCAGAAGCAAUACCAGCAGGUGCGCGCCAUGAAGGCCCAGGAGCGCGUUUUGGAGCACCGCAUCGACAAGGCUGCGGCCGGGGAAAAAACCCUGAUGUCGAAGGGAGGCAAUCACUUUCGCAAGCAUGCCAUCAAGACCAAAUACGGCAUCGAUCGCGUGGUCGAGGAUCUAAUCCAGGAGGCCAUGUCCAAGGGCGAUUUUAACAAUCUCAACGGAUCCGGCAAACCACUGUCCUCAGCUCAGUCGCAGAAUCCAUAUCUGGAUUUCACCACCCACAAGCUGAACAAGAUUAUGCUGGACAACGGAUUCACGCCGGAGUGGAUCAGUCUUGGCAAGGACAUUCGAGAUGCGGUUUCCCAGUUAAAGAAGGAGCUGCGCCAAGAGCGCAUCUACUAUGGGGAAUGGCCACUGCAACGCUCCGAGGAUCUUAAUGCCUGGCAAAGGUUUACCCAACAGCACCAGGAGGACGUCCAACAAUUGAACAAGCUCAUCGACAAGUACAACCUGAUAGUGCCCAUCCUGGAGAACCAGUUCUUUCGCCUGCAUCUGGACAGGAUGGCAGAACCUAUAUUUAAGGAUCCGGGCUUGCAGCGUAACGUUACCCGCCCGGAAGUGAAAUUUAAAGCCAAGAGUAGUAUAGAAAAUCAGGGAAGUACGAGUACAAGUCUGUUUUCACUAAUCAGCAAACUGUUGUAAUGGAAAAUUUGUGAUUGUCAGAAAUGUGAUAUUAGGUUCCCAAGGGAAGUAGAGAAAAAUGUAGUUAAUUUGUGAUUAAAUUGAAAGGAUUAUAUGGUAUUGUUUUUGUACCUGCAAGGGCUAAUUGAGCACUAGUUUUUUAAAGCCAUUGAGGUCUAAAUAGUGCAAUUAGAGUUCUUAUUUUUGUUAAAAAAAAACAAAUUUUAAACUCAACAGAAACCACAAAUACCUUCUAAACAUAUUCUUAAAAAUUGUCGUUUUAAAUAAAGGUUAUUAAAAUAUAAA
Messenger RNA from Drosophila ficusphila, 1475 nucleotides. RefSeq names its product dnaJ homolog subfamily C member 28. NCBI's taxonomy places the organism in Eukaryota, Metazoa, Arthropoda, Insecta, Diptera, Drosophilidae. Bases 111 to 1190 code for a protein of 359 amino acids. The record is from RefSeq and is a predicted model, not a curated record. The transcript has 2 exons.